CAAGAUGAAGCCCCCGGAGGUUAUAGUCGUGCUGAUAGCCCUGGUACAAGUUUCUCAGAGUUUCCCUGCCUUGUACUAUAGGAGCUGGUUGAGAUUGUUAAGGGAAGGAGACAGCUGUGGGAAAUGCAAUUCGGAACUUUGCUCCCAGCCUACACACUGUCCAGCUGGGACUGUUUUGGAUCAGUGCGGCUGCUGUCCUGAAUGUGGGAAUGUGGAAGGGCAGAUCUGUGACUUGGACAAGGUCAGUCAUUUCUACGGGCAAUGUGGGGAGAACUUGGAGUGCAGGCUGGACACCGACGAACCCAAGUUUGGGGAAGUUCCUGAACCACAAUGUGUCUGCAAAUCCCAGGAAAGUGUCUGCAGCUCCGAAGGCAAGACCUAUGAGAACAUUUGCCAGUUCAACGAGGCUUAUUCUGAGAAGGAAAGAAAUAUCAGCAUGAAGCACAAAGGGCCGUGUGAAUCAGCUCCUGUCAUUUCUUUGGCACCUCAGGAUGCUCAGAAUUUCACAGGUAACGACAUCAUCUUUGGCUGUGAGGUGUCUGCCUAUCCUACGCCACACCUUGAGUGGAAGAAAAAAGGGAACAAAAUGUUUCUGCCAGGAGAUGAUGCCCACAUCUCAAUCCAGGCAAGAGGCGGACCUCAGAAGUACGGUGUGACAGGAUGGCUGCAAAUUGAAGGCAUCAGGAAAUCGGACGAAGGCAUCUACAUCUGCCAAACGAAAAACAAGUUCGGCACGGCACAUGCAUCUGCAAGACUGAAAGUCAUUGACGAUGCGUCCUCUACAUUUCAGCUUUCUGCUGGCAGCAGAAGUACAAGCUACACGGCAGAUCAUGGAGACUACGAUGACUAUGCUGAAGAUGACGAGGAAGAUGAAUAUGAAUCUGGGGACUAUGAGAAAUAAGUUCCUGUGGUUGUCUAGACAUAAGGGGCCAAUAUGCUUCCCUUUCAGCUGCAUUUACUAGUAUGAUCUGUGCUGUUAAGAAUCCCUUCCUUCCCCUACUUUAUAUACCACUCUUCUGAAAUUUGCAGGGUGUGCUCAGUCAUUUGGUCAAAUGGUUGUGUAUUACAUAUCAUUAAUAAUGGUCAGAUAGACAUCAGCUAUCAAACUAUUGAACACAAUGGGACUGCCUAUUAAGUAUUUCAGAAAAAACCAUCUCCGGUUUAAUUUAAUAAAAUGGUGAAGUCAUAAUUUAGAACAUUAAGAUUGGAU
This is a messenger RNA of Pelodiscus sinensis (Chinese soft-shelled turtle), 1210 nucleotides long. Its product is annotated as kazal-type serine protease inhibitor domain-containing protein 1-like. The record is from RefSeq and is a predicted model, not a curated record. Gene Ontology annotation, cellular component: extracellular region. NCBI's taxonomy places the organism in Eukaryota, Metazoa, Chordata, Testudines, Trionychidae. Gene Ontology annotation, biological process: regulation of cell growth; regulation of signal transduction. Gene Ontology annotation, molecular function: insulin-like growth factor binding.